CCGGCGGAGGCUGGGUGUCGCCUGACCGGAUGAUGACAGAAGUUUUCGGUUUACAGUUUGUACUUUUAUCGCGCAGCCUCUGAGAUAAUUAGCUCCGCGGGGCUCUGCGCGCAGGUCUCGGGACUCUUAACUCGCUGAAACAAACCCACGGAGACGGUGGCGGACUGCGGGGGACACCUGGGGACUUUUGGUUUGGAGGGACACCGCUCAGCUCGUCUUUGACCGGCGGUUGCAGAGCAGCGUUAGAGCCUUCUGGGCUGAGCGAGGAGCCGCUAUGGGAAACCGCGGGAUGGAAGACCUGAUUCCCCUUAUCAACAAACUCCAGGACGCCUUCAGCACCAUCGGCCAGACGUGCAACUUGGACCUGCCGCAGAUCGCGGUCGUCGGCGGCCAAAGCGCAGGGAAGAGCUCCGUGCUGGAGAACUUCGUCGGGAGGGACUUCUUGCCCAGAGGGUCUGGCAUCGUCACCCGUCGUCCUCUCAUCCUCCAGCUGGUCAACAGUAAAGUCGAGUACGCCGAGUUCCUGCAUUGUAAGGGACGCAAGUUUGUGGACUUCGACGAGGUCCGCCUGGAGAUCGAAGCAGAGACCGACCGGAUCACCGGGUCCAACAAGGGCAUCUCCUCCAUCCCCAUCAACCUGCGUGUUUACUCUCCCAAUGUGCUGAACCUGACCCUGAUCGACCUGCCGGGGAUGACCAAAGUUGCCGUGGGAGACCAGCCGCAGGACAUCGAGCACCAGAUCAGGGAAAUGCUGAUGCAGUUCAUCACCAAGGAGAGCUGCCUGAUCCUGGCCGUCACCCCGGCCAACACUGACCUAGCCAACUCCGACGCCCUCAAGAUCUCCAAGGAGGUGGACCCUCAGGGUCUGAGGACCAUUGGUGUGAUCACCAAGCUGGACCUGAUGGAUGAAGGGACGGACGCACGAGACAUCCUGGAAAACAAACUACUGCCGCUCCGCAGAGGUUACAUCGGGGUGGUGAACCGCAGUCAGAAGGACAUCGAUGGGAAGAAGGACAUUCGCGCUGCUUUGGCCGCUGAGAGGAAGUUCUUCCUGUCCCACCCGGGGUACAGACACAUCGCAGAACGCAUGGGCACACCACACCUGCAGAAAACGCUCAACCAGCAACUUACCAACCACAUUCGUGACACGUUGCCAGGGUUACGCAGUAAGCUGCAAAGCCAGGUGUUGUCCCUGGAGAAAGAGGUGGAGGAGUACAAGAACUUCCGCCCUGACGACCCCACACGCAAGACCAAGGCCUUGCUCCAGAUGGUGCAGCAGUUUGGCGUGGACUUUGAGAAGUGCAUCGAGGGAUCUGGGGAUCAGGUGGACACCUCCAACUUGUCAGGUGGAGCAAAGAUCAACCGCAUCUUCCAUGAGCGCUUCCCGUUUGAGCUAGUGAAGAUGGAGUUUGAUGAGAAGGAGCUGAGGAGAGAGAUCAGUUAUGCCAUCAAGAACAUUCAUGGAGUCAGGACAGGCCUGUUCACCCCAGACUUGGCGUUUGAGGCCAUAGUGAAAAAGCAGAUCAUUAAGCUGAAAGAGCCCUGUCUGAAAUGCAUCGACCUGGUCAUCCAGGAGCUGAUCAACACAUUCAGACAGUGCACUAAUAAGCUGGGAUCGUACCCUCGACUGAGAGAAGAGACAGAGAGGAUCGUCACCACCUACGUCAGAGAGAGGGACAGCAAGACCAAAGACCAGGUGCUGCUGUUGAUUGACAUUGAGCUCUCUUACAUCAACACUAAUCAUGAGGACUUCAUUGGAUUUGCAAAUGCUCAGCAAAGGACGGCUGCUAACGCCACCAAGAAGAGAGUCAUGCCCAAUCAGGUGAUCCGCAGAGGCUGGCUCACUAUCAACAUCAGUAUCAUGAAGGGGGGAUCCAAGGACUACUGGUUUGUUCUGACUGCUGAGUCUCUCUCCUGGUACAAGGAUGAGGAGGAGAAAGAGAAGAAGUACAUGCUGCCUCUCGACAACCUGAAACUGAGAGAUGUGGAGAAGGGCUUCAUGUCCAGCAAGCAUGUCUUUGCCAUCUUUAAUACUGAGCAGAGAAAUGUGUAUAAGGACCUGCGUCAGAUUGAGCUGGCAUGUGACACUCAGGAGGAUGUUGACAGCUGGAAGGCUUCGUUCCUCAGAGCUGGUGUUUACCCGGAGAAAGACCAGCCUGAGAGCGAAGACGCGAUGAAUCCUAGCGACACCGUGUCCAUGGACCCGCAGCUGGAGCGGCAGGUGGAGACCAUCCGCAACCUGGUGGACUCGUACAUCGGCAUCGUCAACAAGUCCAUCAGAGACCUCAUGCCCAAGACCAUCAUGCACCUCAUGAUCAACAGUGCGAAGGACUUCAUCCACUCCGAGCUGCUGGCCUACCUGUACUCGGCCGGGGACCAGGGCAGUUUGAUGGAGGAGUCGCCGGAGCAGGCUCAGAGGAGAGAUGAGAUGCUGAGGAUGUAUCACGCCCUGAAAGAGGCUCUGGUCCUCAUAGGAGACAUCACAACCACCACUAUUUCUACUCCAGUGCCUCCGCCAGUAGACGACCACUGGAUUGCCAAGGACCCAAGUCCUCCACCGGCGUCACGCCCCGCCCCGGCGACAGCGGUCCCUCCCAGCCGACCCCCAGGGGUGAGGGGGCCCACCCCGGGCCCUCCACCCCCUCUCAACCCCUCACCGGCCUUCGGGGUUCCGCCCGUGCCGUCGCGACCACCGGGCCAAGCGGCCUACGCCGGCGAUCCCAACUCCGGUGUCACGCCUCUUGUCCCUUCCAGGCCGGCCCGUGUGCCUCCUGCACUGCCGCCCGGGAUUCCCAGCAGAAGACCUCCGGCUGCUCCCAGCCGACCCACUGUCAUGCGUCCUUCAGAGCCCUCCCUGCUUGACUAGAAACGCACACAUUUAUGAAAUCUUUCUUUUUGUUUACACUUUUAUAUUUCUCCAGAGUGAUCAUUCAUGAAUAUUCCUACGAAUACAAACUUUGUCCUACUGUGUAAUCUGAUGCUGUUUGUCUGUGCAUUUCAGAAACAUAGAUGUACUUUAGACUUCAUGUUUAGGUUUCUGCAUUCAACAUUAUGAAAAGGGAUAAAUUUGAUGAUUUUAUUGACUUAAGGAUUAUGAACCAGUGAGUCAUCUUCUGCUGUGUCAUUGGAAAUGAGAUGUUCCUUAAAAUUAUUCAUAACUUUUACAUCAUUUUAAGAAAACUAUUUUAGAGGGUAAUUUUUGUGAGUUGUAUACUUGCUAACGUUAUGUCAAUAAUCUCACACACUAAGCACCUCGUUAAGGAAGUAGCUUUUUUCGAUAAAGUCUUUUCUCUCUUCAUUGUUGGUUGAUUUUCAAAGCCUUCAAAUGAGCUCAUUAAAUUCAGACUGACCAAUGUAAUUUGUAUGUUUCAAUAUAUUUGAGACGGAGGACGACAGGUGUCUUCUGGUGUAUUACUUAUGCAGUAGUUCAGUCCUGACAGUUUCAUACAGCCACUGCUCAUUCUUAAAUAAAUAGUGAUCAGAAAAAAAUAGAUUUACUCCUUAAGCCAUAUUCAAAAAAGCCUCCUGAAGGUGGAUGAAGUGAUGGACUGAAUAAAGGAAUAGAAAGAGAAAUCCUCA
Molecule: messenger RNA, 3579 nt
Organism: Pungitius pungitius (ninespine stickleback)
Lineage: Eukaryota; Metazoa; Chordata; Actinopteri; Perciformes; Gasterosteidae
Product: dynamin-2-like
Exons: 20
Coding region: 275-2866 (863 amino acids)
Biological process (GO): synaptic vesicle endocytosis
Cellular component (GO): membrane; cytoplasm; microtubule
Molecular function (GO): microtubule binding; GTPase activity; GTP binding
Source: RefSeq, a predicted model, not a curated record